AAAUUAAUUAAUCUUAAUAAUACAAAAUUAGAAUUAAUUGAUUUAUUUUGGGCCUCACCAGCUUUAUCCAUAACAGUACAAUUUUUGUAAGAGAGAGAAAAUAAUCACAUGAAGAAUUAUGGGUAUUGGGUUCCUUCCAUUGACAUGUGACAUCAGCAGCUUCUUCUCAGACCAGACUGAAGAAGAAGAUGAAACCCUAAAUUCCUUCAUAUAUUCUUCACAGUCAAACCAUCUUCUUUCUUACUUACUUCCAGUCACAUUAUUACAGUAUAGAGAGAGAAGAUGUUGGAGGGAAAGGGUUUGAUAGAGGAUACAGACAUGCCGGAGAAGAUGCAGAUGCAAGUCAUGGCAGCAGCUUCACAAGGUUUGGAUCUAUACGAUGUGGUUGACUGUAAAUCCAUAGCUGCCCACAUCAAAAAGGAACUGGACAUGAGAUAUGGAGGAGGAUGGCAAUGUGUGGUGGGAUCAAACUUUGGCUGCUUCUUUACUCAUACAAAAGGAACUUUCAUCUACUUCACUAUCCAGACUCUCAACUUUCUCAUCUUCAAAGGUGCUUCAAACUAGAGGAACCCAAAUUGCUGAUUCUGUAUAUAGUCUAUUGGUAGAUCUUCAUUUGUAAUGUGUUUGACAUUGUCCUUGUCUUGAAA
Messenger RNA from Impatiens glandulifera, 647 nucleotides. Its product is annotated as dynein light chain 1, cytoplasmic-like. Gene Ontology annotation, molecular function: dynein intermediate chain binding; dynein light intermediate chain binding. The transcript is spliced from 2 exons. Gene Ontology annotation, cellular component: dynein complex. Bases 283 to 564 code for a protein of 93 amino acids. Gene Ontology annotation, biological process: microtubule-based process. Lineage: Eukaryota; Viridiplantae; Streptophyta; Magnoliopsida; Ericales; Balsaminaceae. The record is from RefSeq and is a predicted model, not a curated record.